Molecule: messenger RNA, 3311 nt
Organism: Brachypodium distachyon (stiff brome)
Lineage: Eukaryota; Viridiplantae; Streptophyta; Magnoliopsida; Poales; Poaceae
Product: transcriptional corepressor LEUNIG
Exons: 18
Coding region: 347-3016 (889 amino acids)
Cellular component (GO): nucleus
Molecular function (GO): protein binding
Source: RefSeq, a predicted model, not a curated record
GGCGUUUCUAUUCCUUCUCUUUUCUUCUCCCUUUCCGCUCCCUUCCUCUCCUGCACACCUCCUCGCGCCGCUGCAACUGCAAAUUCCAAUCUGUUCUCGCCUCUAGUCAGCUCACAUCUCUCGCCGCCGCCUCCCUUCCCCUCCCAGCCGAGCUGCCUCUCGGGUUUCGCGUUGAGUUCCCACCUCUGCCUCACUCGGCUGGGGCAACUCGCCCGUUCGUUCACUACACCGGGGCAGCGUAAGGCGUCGGUGGCGGCGGCGGCCCAGCUGUAGCCGGAGGCAACUCUUUUGGCGGGUGCUUCAGGGAUUCAUAGGAAGGGAGCCCCGUCGGCGCGCCACGGUAGCCAUGUCGCAGACAAACUGGGAGGCCGAUAAGAUGCUGGAUGUUUACAUAUAUGACUAUUUUAUGAAGAGAAACUUGCAGGCAACUGCAAAGGCCUUCCAAGCAGAAGGGAAUGUCUCUUCAGAUCCAGUUGCAAUUGAUGCACCUGGUGGAUUUCUUUUUGAAUGGUGGUCAGUUUUUUGGGAUAUAUUCAUAGCUAGAACCAACGAGAAGCACUCGGAUGUUGCAGCAUCAUACAUUGAGACUCAGCUUGUGAAAGCCCGGGAGCAACAGCAGCAGCAGCUGCUGCCUCAACAGCGGCAGCAACAACCACAGCAUAUACAAAUGCAACAAAUGUUAGUACAAAGAGCCGCGCAGCAGCAACUACAGCAGCAACAACACCAACAACAGCAACAGCAGCAGCAGCAGCAGCAGCGUAGAGAUGGUUCUCAUCUUCUUAAUGGUACUUCAAGUGGACUUUCUGGAAACAAUCCAUUAAUGCGACAGAACCAAAGUACUGCAAAUGUUAUGGCGACGAAAAUGUAUGAAGAGAGGUUGAAGUUGCCUUCCCAGAGAGAGUCUUCGGACGAGGCAUCAAUAAAGCAAAGAUAUGGAGAAAACGCUGGACAGCUACUUGAGUCAAAUGAAACUUCACUGUUGAAAGCAGCUGCAAGUGGACAGUCUUCAGGGCAAAUUUUGCAUGGUACUAUUGGUGGUUUGCCGGGCACUAUGCAACAAAUUCAGGCCAGAAGUCCCCAACUUCCUGGGCUUGCUCAGCAGAGUAUCAAAACAGAGAUGAAUCCCAUUUUGACACCCAGAGCCGCAGGCCCUGAGGGGUCAUUUAUGGGUCUACAAGGAUCUAAUCAAGCUGGAAACAAUUUGACUCUGAAAGGAUGGCCACUCACGCAGGGACUUGAGCAACUUAGGUCUGGCAUUUUACAGCAAAAGUCAUUCUUGCAGAAUCAACACCAAUUGCAACAACAGAUCCAGUUUCUGACUCCACAACAACAGCAGCAGCUUGCAUUUCAAGCGCAGCAAAAUAUGGCUUCCCCAACAUCUAGUGAUGUUGACAGCAGAAGAUUGAGGAUGAUGUUUAACAACAGAAACAUAGUUCUUGGGCGGGAUGGACAGACAACCAGCGGUGGCGAUAUCAUUCCAAAUAUUGGCUCACCUAGUCAAAGUGGUGGUGAUAUAGAUAUGUUAAUAAAGAAGAAAAUUGCUCAUGCACACCAGCAGCAGCAGCAGCAGCAACAACAGCUAUUACAACAGCAAAGCAAUAGUCAACAGCAGCAACAUCAGGCUGUCUCCAGUCAGCAGUCCCAUAGCUCAAAUCAGCUUCUCCAGCAAGAAAAGCCAGGAACUGGGAAUAUGCCUGUUGAUGGGGGCAUGCCGAAUUCUUUUGCGGUCACUGAACAAACAACAAAGAAGAGAAAGAAGCCUGGCUCUUCCUCAGGUAGAGCUAAUAGUUCAGGAACUGCAAAUACUGCUGGACCGUCUCCAAGUUCUGCACCCUCAACACCUUCCACUCAUACACCAGGAGAUGCGAUGCCAGUGCCACAACUUCAGCAGAAUGGUGUUUCAGCUAAACCCUUGGUAAUGUUUGGCUCUGAUGGCACUGGAAGUUUGACAUCUACAGCAAACCCACUGGGUGAUGUGGACCGCUUGCUAGAAGAAGGCUUGGAUGAAAACGUUGAAUCUUUUCUGUCACAGGAUGACAUGGAUCCCAGGGAUUCGUUGGGCCGCAGCAUGGAUGCCAGUAAAGGUCAAUGCAUAUCUCAAGACCUACUUGUUGCAGGGUUUGGCUUUGCUGAGAUUGCAAAAGCACGUGCAAGUGCAAGUAAAGUUGUCUGUUGCCACUUUUCGUCCGAUGGUAAACUGCUUGCUACUGGUGGUCACGAUAAAAAGGUUGUUUUAUGGUGUACAGAGCCCCUGAAGCCUAAAUCUUCUUUAGACGAGCAUUCCUUUCUGAUAACUGAUGUUCGAUUUAGCCCAAGCAUGUCCCGUCUUGCUACUUCUUCCUUUGACAAAACCGUACGGGUUUGGGAUGCUGACAAUACUGAUUAUUCACUCCGUACUUUCACGGGUCAUUCAGCAUCUGUUAUGUCACUUGAUUUUCAUCCGAAUAAAGAAGAUAUUAUUUGCUCCUGUGAUAGUGACGGGGAAGUCCGCAGCUGGAGCAUAAAUAAUGGUAGCUGCCUGACCUGUGUGAAGGUCUUUAAGGGAGGUGCUACUCAGAUGAGAUUUCAACCUCGCAAGGGAAAAUAUCUAGCUGCUGCAUCAGAAAAGGCCAUUUACAUACUUGAUGGGGAGACACAAAAUGCUUGUAGAAGCCCUUUGCAGGGUCACACGAAGAAUAUUCAAUCAGUUUGCUGGGAUUCCGUGGGUGACUAUCUCGCUUCUGUCAGUGAAGAUGCUGUCAGAAUAUGGUCAUUUGCUUCUGGACAUGACGGUGAAUUUAUGCACGAGUUGAACUGCAGUGGGAACAAGUUCCAAACAUGUGUUUUCCACCCAGCUUACCCUUCUUUGCUAGUCAUUGGUUGCUACGAGUCUUUGGAACUUUGGGACAUCAGGGAGAAGAAUGCCAUGACCUUGAACAAUGCUCAUGACGGGUUAAUUGCAGCUCUAGCAGCAUCGAGCGCAACAGGGAAGGUUGCCUCUGUAAGUCAUGACAGGCUUGUCAAGCUCUGGAAAUGACCUGUAAAAUAGAGACCGUUUUCUGUGUCGAAUUUUACAUUUUGGUGGUUAGGUUACAUAGAAAAACAGAAUGGUUUUUCAGCUUCAGACAACCACAUGACAAAAGGUAGCUAACAGAAGCCGGUUCGAGAACUAACCUGGUUUGCGUUUUGUGGUUGUGCUAGUUGUAUCCUGUAUGCGUUCCAUGUGCUUCUCAACUCUGUAACUCCUUAUUGUCAAAAAAAAACUUUGUAACUCUUUAUAGAAAUGGUUGUUUGCCUGCUAGAACAAUGAAGAUGUCAUGUUUGUGAAGUUA